AUGGAAACAGUAGUUGAGAACCCAGAUAAUGUCAAGCUGAGUUUAGCACAGCUGAAUAUAGAGUCUACAAUCGAAUUAGAAGAUAUUUUUGAGAAACACGAUAGAAGCUGUCUUAUACUACUCAAUCAAAGAAUAUCUAUUGAGAGAGAAGUAUUAUUCAAAUUAUGGGAGGCGAAUACCAUCCACGUCUGUGCUGAUGGAGGAGCUAAUAGGCUCUAUGAAUUCUUCAAUAACGAUGGGCUUAGAGCAAAGUAUAUCCCGACGUAUAUUGUCGGGGAUAUGGAUUCUCUGAACCCUGAGGUUAAAAAUUAUUAUGAAGCUCGUGGUACUAUAGUCGUUGUUCAGGAAACACAAUAUGCAAAUGACUUUAUGAAGUCUACAACCAUCACAUCUCUGCAUUUUAAUUUGCCUGCGUUACCUAAAAUACUGCAAUCCAAGAACUAUGAUCUAGUUAAUGGUAUUGAUAAAAUCUUUAACGAGGCGCGUAGGUUAUCUUGGGAUGAUGAACCUAUCCAUAUGGUUGUGUUGAAUGCAAUUGAAGGACGCUUUGACCAGACAAUCCAGUCCAUUGCGCAACUGUACCGAUUGGCAAGGGACCACAAGUAUUUUAAAGUUUCUUACAUCACGCCUAAUGAUAUGAUACUCCUACUACCUGCUAAUGGCGUAUGGCUAUCAUUUACAUCAAAUUUUAGAGACGAAAUUCUAGGCAAUUGUGGAAUCCUUCCUUUGGCUGGUUCUUGCACCCUCCGUUCCACUAAGGGACUGAAAUGGGAUGUAACAAAUUGGAAUACAAGCAUUUUAGGUGGUAAAAUCAGUAGCAGUAACCGCUUUGUCGGAGAGGAUGGAUGCUAUAUUAAUUCUGAUACGGACAUUAUAAUGAGCGUUGAAUUAAAGAGCGAUGGCCUAAGAAAGUGGUUUGGUUCCUCAAAGAUAUCACUAGGCAUAUAA
Eremothecium sinecaudum is the source of this 948-nucleotide messenger RNA. RefSeq names its product thiamine diphosphokinase (gene THI80). Bases 1 to 948 code for a protein of 315 amino acids. The transcript has a single exon. Gene Ontology annotation, biological process: thiamine metabolic process; thiamine diphosphate biosynthetic process. Gene Ontology annotation, molecular function: thiamine diphosphokinase activity; thiamine binding; ATP binding. NCBI's taxonomy places the organism in Eukaryota, Fungi, Ascomycota, Saccharomycetes, Saccharomycetales, Saccharomycetaceae. The record is from RefSeq and is a predicted model, not a curated record.